CGUGGUUGCUAGUCAACUCAUUCUAAUCAGUUACAGACAGAAGAACGCACGCUGUGAACGAUACUUCUUUUACAAACGUAUUUCACAACGCUGAUUUCUGCUAAAACUGGAAGUGAUGGGUAGCAAUUGUUUAGUAUCCGGCCCACACUUUGCUAGAAUGGAAAGCCAGCAGAAUCCUCUGAAGAGGAUGGAUCUUGCUCCAGAACAACCAGAGCUCCAGUCCAAGGAGAAGCCGGUUAAAAAGAGGAGAAGAAUGACAGAAGAGAAGGAUGUGAAGACUGAAAAGACAGAGACCUGUGUAGAGGCACCCUGCUCUGUUAAUAGAAGAGUAAGCAAGGUGAAUCCUUUGAAGAGGAAAAGGAUGGAUCUUGCUCCUGAACAACCUGAACUCCAGCCCAAGGAGAAGCCGGUUAAAACGAGGAGAAGAAUGACAGAAGAGAAGGAUGUGAAGACUGAAAAGACAGAGACCUGUGUAGAGGCACCCUGCCCUGUCAAUAGAAGAGUAAGCAAGGUGAAUCCUUUGAAGAGGAAAAGGAUGGAUCUUGCUCCUGAACAACCUGAACUCCAGCCCAAGGAGAAGCCGGUUAAAAAGAGGAGAAGAAUGACAGAAGAGAAGGAUGUGAAGACUGAAAAGACAGAGACCUGUGUAGAGGCACCCUGCCCUGUCAAUAGAAGAGUAAGCAAGGUGAAUCCUUUGAAGAGGAAAAAGAUGGAUUUUGCUCCUGAACAACCUGAGCUUCAGCCCAAGGAGAAGCCGGUUAAAAAUAGGAGAAGAGAGACAAAAGAGAAGGAUGUGAAGACUGAAAGGACAGCGACCUAUGUAGAGGCCUCCUGCUCUAUCAAUAGAAGAGUAAGCAAGGUGAAUCCUUUGAAGAGGAAAAGGAUGGAUGCUCCUCCUGAAGGACCCAAGCCCCAGCCUAAGGAGCAGAAAAGGGCGGAAAAGAUGAGGAGAACAGAGACAGAAGAGAACAAUGUGAAGACGAAAAAGAGAGCAAACAUUUUCAGUCGCUACACUCUGGGAAAGCGGCUGGGAGAAGGAGGGUUCGCUUUCGUGUAUGCAGGUGUUCGAAAAUCAGAUAGAAAAAAGGUGGCCCUGAAAUUCAUGUACAGGUCUAGAGUUGACCCAUACAUCACCCUUCCUGGCGACACACGCAGACUCCCUCUUGAGGUGGCACUAAUGGAGCUCGUCUGCAAGCCGCCUCACUGUCCAUGUGUGAUAGAGCUGCUGGAAUGGUUUGAGACGCCCGCAUUCUUCCUCCUGGUUCUGGAGCGGCCCGACCCCUGCGUUGAUCUCCUUGACUACUGUAAAGAUCUGAACAUGUCAGAAUGUACGGCUCGAACGAUCAUGCAGCAAGUACUUUUCGCUGCACUUCACUGCCGUGACCGGGGUGUGAUCCAUCGAGACAUCACAGAAUCAAACAUUCUCCUGAACCCUCAGACGCUUGAUGUGAAGCUGAUUGAUUUCGGCUGUGGUGAUCUGCUUAAGGACACCCGCUUCACGGAAUUUUCAGGCACCCGGCCUUUGUACCCACCUGAAUGGAUCACUGAAGCAGAGUACGAGGCGGAACCUGCCACCGUCUGGGCUCUUGGCAUACUCCUGUACCAACUGCUAUGUAAAGCAAAGCCUUUUUCAGGAGACCAUGAGAUUGUUUAUGGCCACCUGGACUUCCCUGAUGAUCUGUCUGAAGCUUCCUGCAGUCUGAUAAAGUGGUGCCUGCAACGUGACCCUAAAAGACGACCAACCCUUGAGCAGAUCCUUGCACAUCACUGGUUCUGAGGCCAGAAAAAACACCCAGAGUCACCAGGGGGCAGCCAGAAUCUCCUCACAGUGGGAAACACAACAGCAGUAUAACCGGAACUAAGGUUCUGCUACUGUAAGCCAUAUACAAUGAUGUUCUCUAGAAAGUCUAUGCACACAAACAGUUAUAGUUAUGCUAUAUUUAUGAUUUUUAACUGAAGACAUCUCUCUCAUUUUUUUCUACAGAAGUAAAAAAAGGAAGGUUUGGUGGGUGUGGGGUCACAAAUGUAAUGUAACUGUUUUUAGUUCUCUGUGUAGUAAAGGGCCAAAUAUUUAUAUGCUUUAUACAUUAUUUAUAUAUACUAUGCAAGACCUUUUGCAUUGUAAGAGAAAGAGAUGGACAGAAAUUGCAAACGCUCUUCAACAGCCUGGUGAGCAAAAUAUGUUGAUUACAGUAGGAGCUAACGUAGGGUGUGCAGUACACUUUUCAAUGUUCCGUUUUUGUACUUUUUGAGUUUAAAGCAGCCUACACGUCAGGAUACCUGCUCAAUACUUGCUUAAUACAUGCAUAGCAAUUGACAACAAUGCAUUGUCUUUCUUGGAUUUCUCCUUGAAGACAUUAAGACCAAGGCAGUAUCCCUGUGAAGGCAGGUUUCUCGAUUGAUGAAACCAAAUCCUUGUGGGAGUGGCAGCAAACCCUUGAUGCCUAGGUGUAACUGGUUGUAAUCUGCAUUGUGUUUUAUUUUAUCCAAAAAAAAAAUAAAAAUUUGUCGGACAGCAA
This is a messenger RNA of Ictalurus furcatus (blue catfish), 2519 nucleotides long. Its product is annotated as aurora kinase A-like. The record is from RefSeq and is a predicted model, not a curated record. Gene Ontology annotation, molecular function: ATP binding; protein serine/threonine kinase activity. NCBI's taxonomy places the organism in Eukaryota, Metazoa, Chordata, Actinopteri, Siluriformes, Ictaluridae. The coding region runs from base 116 to 1777 and encodes 553 amino acids. The transcript has 8 exons. Gene Ontology annotation, biological process: protein autophosphorylation; negative regulation of apoptotic process; regulation of mitotic cell cycle. Gene Ontology annotation, cellular component: cytoplasm.